Messenger RNA from Ipomoea nil (Japanese morning glory), 714 nucleotides. RefSeq lists its product as uncharacterized. The record is from RefSeq and is a predicted model, not a curated record. The transcript has 3 exons. Bases 1 to 714 code for a protein of 237 amino acids. NCBI's taxonomy places the organism in Eukaryota, Viridiplantae, Streptophyta, Magnoliopsida, Solanales, Convolvulaceae.
AUGCAUGGCAACAUCUCAUUGCCAGUUACGCUAGUGCCUCUCGAGUCUCGAGGAUGCAUCAUUUCCCUCAAGGCAAAGCUCACCACAAACCCCAGAGGUUCUCGGUCCAUUACGGCGUACCUCACUGACAUGCGAGCUAUCGCUGAUGACCUUGCUCUUGCUCAGUGUCCAGUCACUGAUGAAGAUUUGGUCGUGUAUGUGUUGACGCAGCUUGGAGAGGAGUACAACUCCAUUAUCUCUGCAGUCCGCGUUCGUGAAACGCCCAUCUCGUGGGGUGAGCUGGUGGAUAUUCUAACUGACCAUGAACGCCAGCUGAAGGUUGCUGAUGAUACACGCCAAUCACUGUUGGCAACAGCUAAUGCCACUCAGCGGACCUCGUCUUCUUGGAAUAACCAGCAAUCCAACUAUGGUCGGAAAUAUCACAACGAUACUGCUAAUUCCAGCACCAACCGUACGUCUUGGCAACAAUGGGGUACUCAUCGCCCUACGGUUAUAUGCAAAUUUUGUAACUUUGCAGGUCAUGAAACAAAGGCAUCUCCACCCUGGUUGUUUGACAGUGGAGCAUCGCAUCACGCCACCCCUAGUAUUAAGUCGUUGCAGACAUUCUCCGAGUAUAGUGGUCCUGAUGAAGUGCGCCUGGGUGACGGCAAUCCCCUACAAAUAUCUCAUAUUAGUAGGAUCUUCGAACGGGGAUUUCUCUACUAUGGGGAGUGA